CGUGGGGGCGCACUUCGUUAGGAUGAGUCUCUAGUCGCCAUCUUGAGGAGACCCCAAACUAAAGCUGAUGACAACAAUCUUAGGCGCAUCAUAAUGGGAUUACUAACCUGUAAAUAAAACACCUCAAGUCGUGUUGGGUAGCAUACGAGACGACACUUGAAAGAAGACCGUUCAUAAAGAGUUUAUUAUUGCUAAAUGAAGACUGUGGCUUAGCUAAAGGCAACCUUGCCUGUAGCUAGAUGGCCGGCUAGCUAUCUAUGCCAGCUGGUCUGUGCGCCGCUCCGGACUGAACCGUGGCCUGCUCGGGAGGAAGGGUGGUGACGGCGCAAAAUGCAAUCCCUUUAAAUUUACUUCAGAAUCAAAUUUGAUUCAAAGAUACUGCAAAUCGGACAAAGGACACGACAAUGCACUUAUAAAUAUAACGCUCUUGUUGCAAAUUUUGUUGUCUGGAUUGAUAAUAUCCUGCUUGAUAACAGUGCUGUCUAGCGUCGCCUAAAUCCCAGCAAGAGACAUGUCAUCCAACUGUACCAGCGUUGCGCCGGUGAGCGCUAGCAAAACGAAGACGAAAAAGAAACAUUUUAUAGGACAGAAAGUGAAAUUAUUCCGUGCAAGCGAGCCUAUUCUCAGCGUUUUAAUGUGGGGUGUCAACCAUACGAUCAACGAGUUGAGUAACGUGCCUGUACCUGUAAUGCUGAUGCCCGAUGACUUUAAAGCCUACAGUAAGAUCAAAGUGGACAACCACCUAUUUAACAAAGAAAACCUGCCCAGCCGCUUUAAGUUCAAAGAGUACUGCCCCAUGGUGUUCCGCAACCUGAGGGAGAGGUUCUGCAUCGACGACCAAGAUUACCAGAACUCCCUGACGAGGAGCGCCCCGCUGAAUAGUGACUCCCAGGGUCGCUUUGGCAACCACUUCCUGUCUAGCUACGAUCACCGCUUUGUCAUCAAGACAGUGUCCAGUGAGGACAUCGCCGAGAUGCACAACAUCCUCAAGAAGUACCACCAGUUCAUAGUGGAGUGUCACGGCAGCACGCUGCUCCCCCAGUUCCUGGGGAUGUACCGACUUACCGUGGAUGGGGUGGAGACCUACAUGGUGGUGACCCGUAAUGUGUUCAGCCACCGUCUCACCGUGCACCGCAAGUACGACCUGAAGGGUUCCACGGUGUCAAGGGAAGCCAGUGACAAAGAGAAGUUGGGUCAUGCCCGACUGUUGUCAAUGCUGCGGAGAGGAGGCAGUCAGAAGGGGGCCAAAGAACUCCCCACCUUUAAAGACAAUGAUUUUCUGAACGAAGGCCAGAAGCUGCAGAUAGGAGAUGACAACAAAAAGUACUUUUUGGAGAAGCUAAAGCGUGACGUUGAGUUCCUGGCCACUCUGAAGAUCAUGGACUACAGUCUGCUUGUGGGGAUCCAUGAUGUAGACCGGGCAGAGCAGGAGGAGAUGGAGGUGGAGGCCGCGGGAGAGGAGGAGGAGUACGAGAAUGAUGGGAUGGGAGGAGCCCUCACCGGCUCUUUCGGCACCCCUCCAGACAGCCCUGGGAACCCCCUCAACUUUGGUGGCUUUUUUGGCCCUGGCGAGUUCGACCCCUCCGUGGACGUUUACGCAAUCAAGAGCAACGACAGUGCUGUGAAGAAGGAGGUGUACUUCAUGGCUAUCAUCGACAUCCUCACGCACUACGACGCUAAGAAAAAAGCUGCACAUGCUGCCAAAACUGUGAAACAUGGGGCCGGGGCAGAGAUUUCUACCGUAAACCCAGAGCAGUACUCCAAAAGAUUCUUUGAGUUCAUGUCCAACAUCCUGUUAUAGAAUCAUCUUUCCUUCCCUCAGCCAAUCACAUCCUGUCAUUGAUUCAUCAACCCCACCCACCCCUUGCUCUCUCGUCCCCUGUCCCUCCCACUCUGGCUUAUCCCCACCCUUUACCCACCCCACUGGUUCCCUCCCAUCCUGGGAUUACAGACUGAAAGGAUGCACAGAGACGACAAGCCUGUUACAUUGUCCCACAGAGAGAGGGCGCCGGACUCUUACUAAAAAAGCAAAGCGUCUCUCCCCCCCGUCCCAAGUCCAGCUCCUUCUGCCCAGCCCUCCCUGACUCAAUCUGAGCGCUCAGAAAGGAAGUCUUAUGAAACAUACACAUGUUCUGGAUGAUCCGAGACCCUCCCCCUUUCUGCCUCCCCUGUCACCUUAUACUACUCCUCACGCCAGCACGGGAACUGUCUCACUAAUGCCUUGAAACAGUGUGUCAGCUUCAGCAGUAAGAGUCUGUUUAGUAUCGUCUGUUCGGUUUCCGUUCAUGUAGUUGUUAUAAUUUUAUGUACACACACACACACGCGGGCAAGACACACUUGCACAGACGCAGAAACGGUUAGAUCGCAUGAAUCUUUUAACCGUGGCCAACAGGCUUUUACAAACUCUGCCUCCCUGACAGGGGACUUGCAGCCAACAAUAACAAAAUUGGAAAUAGUUGAUAAAUUCAUAUAUAGGAAUUUAUUACAUAAAUGCAAUAUCAAAAUGCAUGGCUGAUAUGUACAUGACUUCACCAGUUAGUUGAAACAUCAAACCACUGAACUUAUCAUCUGAGCAUUAUGACUAAAAGAAUAAAAACAUACAUAAGUGUUAAAUGUUACAUUGCCAUAUUUUGACAACUUUCUCGAAAUUUUAACCAUCUACUUGGAGGUUGGUAAGUCAUAUGAAAAGGGGAAUUCUAAAGAAAUGUUUUAUUACAAUAAGAAUCAUUUUUAUAUCUUGUUUACAUUAAUGUAGCAUUUGUGUUUGUAUACAGUAUUGUUUUGUUACCAACAGACAUUAGGACAGAAAAGUUACUUGAAAAUGAUUCAUUGCAUAAUAUUAAAGGGAGUUUUAUCUUG
Molecule: messenger RNA, 2859 nt
Organism: Esox lucius (northern pike)
Lineage: Eukaryota; Metazoa; Chordata; Actinopteri; Esociformes; Esocidae
Product: phosphatidylinositol 5-phosphate 4-kinase type-2 beta
Exons: 11
Coding region: 512-1801 (429 amino acids)
Biological process (GO): phosphatidylinositol metabolic process
Molecular function (GO): phosphatidylinositol kinase activity
Source: RefSeq, a predicted model, not a curated record